AUGAUGGAUGAAUAUGCCGAUGCCAAAUGGAACCUACCGGGUUGGAGAAUAGAACAAAAAUAUAAUACAGAUGUCUUGAUAGGGAAUUGGAACGAAGAACGUAGAGUGGUAGGUACACCGUGUAUGUUUGGUGAUCUAUAGAUCUUCGAAAAUAGUAACAUCCCCCUUGUAAUAAGUGUCUGCACAAUGGAAACUAUCAGACUGUGUAAAAUAAGUUGGAAAAGUUAUAUCAGGAAGCUUGCACUUAUAGUACAAAAUAAAUAAAUGGAGGUAUGAAAGUCUUGUUCCUGUUGUAGAGAUCAAUAUGCAAAAAUUAAAGGCACGCGCAAAAUGUAGGCUUGAAAAUUCUGCUUUUGUUUACACCGGCAAAUUGAAAAAGAUCCCUCAUAGUUUAUUGAUGUAAGAAUCAGUUAAGUUUGUUUGAUAAAAAGAUCCCCUACAGGAAGGCGGUUUUUUUAUAGCAUCACAAGCGUGAUACUUGCGUUCCAUUCUUUGCAUAUUUUUGGUGUUAAAUUAUAUUUUUGUUAGCUACCAGUCCCCAGUUUUGGUAACAUCUUCUUGUGAAUAUUUUUCCCCCAGGCACAAACGACCAUAUCGAAGUAAAAUUUUCUUCGAUAAAUAUUCUUAAAACUGCUAGGAGUAAUAAAAAAGAUUUGUUGGGGAAAAGGGGGGGGUGGGGGGGAGGGGAAUUUAAAACUUUGCAGAAUUUUUAGAUAAUUGUAGGACUAUUUGAUAUUAGGGUUAGAGCAUCUUUAAACAGUGUUACUGAAGAUGCUGUCAUAAAACAACAAAUAAUCUUUUCAAUAAAGUUCAAGUUUGUGCAUGAAGAAAGUGAAGAAAAGUUUUGUUGGCUCUGAUCCCUGCACAAUCCCCCUAAUAUCCAUUGUUUUUCUAUUAUACUUGAAAACAUGUUAUGUGAGAACAUGCUGAGAUGGACCGGCCCAUGAUCUAUGGAAUUUCUCUUACAGUGAGUUCUGGUUUAUACCUUUGCUAUUUGCCUGUUUUUAGUUUGAGAGAGGAUCGUCCUUCUUUAAUAGCACUCACAGAGUGGAUUUCAAAAAUUAUGGAAAAUGUCUGCCUGAUGUCACAACCAGGAGGAAAGCCCUAGAGAAACAUGAUGUAAGUUAAUUCAAAAUUCUUAUUCAAGGUCAAUUAGUCCUUGCUCAGCUGUUUUGCUCUUUUACCUUGCAUUUCCCUGUCUGCAGCUCACUUGUUAAGCCAGUCACCCAUUCUCAUCCCCAGACCAGCAAUCCUUUUGGCUGGCACGCUGGUCGAGAGCUGCUGCUGGGGUUGAAGUCAGAAGUCUACAAAUCACAGACUUCUGGCUAUCUGUGCAGCCUUGGGAAACUAUGUAUCGUGCUUGCAUAUGCUGGACCCAGCUAGAGCCAUUGAUCUUUUGGCAGGCUAAAAGUAUAACAUAUCAUGGCCUAUGUGUAGCUGCUACAUGUAGGCAACACCUCUGGAGAUAAGAAUGCAAGUCAUCAUAUCAGGUACUUACUGGUCAGAUAGUCCUUUCGGCUAAUUUGUUUGUUAUUUUUUCACUAGGGUCUAGGAAAAGAGUUCAUUUUCUCUCAUCAUCAAAAAGCUUAUGAAGGAAACAGAAUCUCCUGGUACGAUCAGCAGUUUAAUAAGCGAGAGAUUGCAGAGUCUAAGCUCCCACCACUGAGAUCAUGGGAUAGACAGAAGCUGGCCUGGGCACCAGAGAAAUCGGACUAUCCUAUUCAAGGUGUGUCGAGUCAAAUUUUGGAUAUUAUGGUGACUGUUGUAUCCUUAUUGAUGAAAAACUGUUUUACAGUGACUGUCUGACCCUGUUAACAAGAAAAAGAGGUUAAUCUACUAAAUCCUGUGUUAUAUGUGCUUUCAGGGCAUCCCACAAACUAUGGUUUAUUAGAAAAACUUCAGCAAAAAUGGAAGAAAGAAGCAGCCAUGGAAAACCUUGGGAUACAUUUGUCCACAUACAACUUGUCAUACAACCGUCAUCCUAGAGCAUCAUUCACUCUUCAACAUUAUGCACCGUCAAAAAGCCUCUCCUGUCAUUUUCAUCCUCAUCGUGUCAACAAAGACCUUCAUUUACGAGGAAAACAGCUGAACACUGCUCCAGAAUUUCCACCAACCCUUGCUAUCCCUCACAAUGUGCCCCCUGACUUUCCACAAUCAACCAUUCUUGCAGUGUGAGGUUUAUGUUGUUUGAGGACACUGGCUUACAACAAAAUUUUCCAGCACCACCCUGUGUUCAAAAAUUCAAUACUGACAGCUACAAUGUAGCUUUUGCUCAUCUCCAUCCUGUUGCAAAGUUUUAGAAGCAAAAAUUGACCAACAAAGUAAUAUCUGCUCUUAAGCAUAAUUUGCUCGAGUGGACAUGGACACUGUCAUAAUAAAAACUUAAUCUGACUGUCUUGAUAGUUACUGUACACUUUAUUACAAGAUUACUGUAAUGGCAUUUAAUCUUGCAGCAAUUUCUUAUCAUAAUGAACUGCUUGUACAGUCUGGAUUUUCAUGUACUUAAAAUUUAAUCAUGACCCAUGAUCAGGCCUUUUUAAGCCUACAUAUUAUUGUUUACCAUUUCUGAGCCAAAUUAGGAAUGGCAACUUUGUAUGCAAUGCAAUAAUGCAUUAGGUUUGUGGGGAAAGUAAAAGUCCUACUAAGAUAUGGACUACAUGUCUGUAACUACAGUUUUUAACUCCAAAAGUUAUUAUUUUGUUGUUAUCCCUCCACAUCAUAUCAGAAAACAAGUCUAAAACUUCUGAUAAAAUAAAUAUCAUUACUUUAUUUGGGUCUGAUAUACAUAAAUACAAUAGUAAAAAUAAUUGCCUCAUUUGUUUCGUGCACAUUAUCUACAUCCAAGUUGUAUGCCCAUUGUUGGUCCUCUUUUGUCACACAGAAUAAUAACAGCAGUUCAUAGGUCAGAAAGAUUAGAACAGAAAAUGAAAGUACAAGUAGGCUAGUGAUUUUUACCAAAAGAACUUAACAGUACAGUUCUGAAUAUCUAGGCUUAAUCUUGUACUUUCAAGUUCUUAAU
Molecule: messenger RNA, 3019 nt
Organism: Porites lobata
Lineage: Eukaryota; Metazoa; Cnidaria; Anthozoa; Scleractinia; Poritidae
Source: the annotation of a GenBank genome assembly